AUUACCCUUAGCUACAGAUCCACUGCUUACAGUUUCCAUAACCAACUGCAGUGCCCAAACACACAAGCAUUAGGCACAGAAAGCAAGGGAGAGGAGACACUAAUAAAAACACAAAACAAAAGGGUGAUGGAAGUGAGGUACUGCAUGCACUGCUGAGCACUGCACUUUGACUAUGGAAGCAGAGGCUACUGAUGGAUAUAUAACAUGUGACAAUGAGCUUUCGCCCGAAAGGGAGCACUCCAACAUGGCUAUUGACCUCACUUCAAGCACACCCAAUGGGCAGCAUACCUCACCGAGUCACAUGACAAGCACAAAUUCAGUAAAGCUAGAAAUGCAAAGCGAUGAGGAGUCUGACAGGAAACCCCUAAGCCGUGAAGAUGAGAUCAGGGGUCAUGAUGAAGGAAGCAGCUUGGAAGAACCCCUCACUGAGAACAACGAGAUGGCGGACAACAGAAAGAUCCAGGAGCUGUCAGGCGAGGGAGGAAUCCGGCUUCCGAAUGGUAAACUGAAAUGUGACGUCUGUGGCAUGGUUUGCAUUGGGCCCAAUGUGCUUAUGGUACAUAAAAGGAGCCACACUGGUGAGCGCCCCUUCCAUUGUAACCAGUGUGGAGCUUCUUUUACACAGAAGGGGAACCUGCUGAGGCAUAUCAAGUUACACUCUGGGGAAAAACCGUUCAAAUGUCCCUUCUGCAGCUACGCCUGCCGGAGAAGGGACGCCCUCACAGGACACCUCAGGACGCACUCUGUGGGUAAGCCUCAUAAGUGUAACUACUGCGGCCGGAGCUACAAGCAGCGCAGUUCGCUGGAGGAACACAAGGAACGCUGCCACAACUAUCUUCAGAAUGUCAGUAUGGAGGCUGCUGGGCAGGUCAUGAGUCACCAUGUACCUCCUAUGGAAGAUGGUAAGGAACAAGAGCCUGGGAUGGACAACAAUAUUUCUCUGGUGCCUUUUGAGAGACCUGCUGUUAUAGAGAAGCUGACAAGCAACAUGGGAAAGCGUAAAAGCUCCACCCCACAGAAGUUUGUGGGUGAAAAGAUCAUGAGAUUUGGCUAUCCAGAUAUUCACUUUGAUAUGAACUUAACCUAUGAGAAGGAGGCUGAGCUGAUGCAGUCUCACAUGAUGGACCAAGCCAUCAACAAUGCAAUCAACUACCUUGGAGCUGACGCACUUCACCCCCUGAUGCACCACACACCAAGCACAAUUGCAGAGGUGGCCCCAGUCAUCAGCUCAGCUUAUGCUCAGGUCUAUCAUCCUAACAGGAUAGAAAGGCCCAUUAGCAGGGAAACAGCUGACAGUCAUGAAAACAACAUAGAUGGCCCUAUCUCCCUCAUCAGACCAAAGAGUCGACCCCAGGAAAGAGAGGCCUCCCCCAGCAAUAGCUGCCUGGAUUCUACUGACUCAGAGAGCAGCCAUGAAGACCGCCAGUCCUACCAAGGAAACCCUGCCUUAAAUCCCAAGAGGAAGCAAAGCCCAGCUUACAUGAAGGAGGACGCCAAGGCUUUGGAUGCUACAAAGGCUUCUAAGGGCUCUUUAAAGGAUAUCUAUAAGGUCUUCAAUGGAGAAGGGGAGCAGAUUAGGGCCUUCAAAUGUGAGCACUGUCGAGUUCUUUUCCUAGACCACGUCAUGUACACCAUCCACAUGGGUUGUCAUGGCUACCGGGACCCAUUAGAAUGCAACAUUUGUGGGUAUCGAAGCCAGGACCGCUAUGAGUUCUCAUCGCACAUUGUUCGAGGGGAGCACACAUUCCACUAGGCCUUCUCAUCCAAAGGGGACUCUUAUGAAGUAGAAGAACUGCACAUGAAGAAGUACUGCACUUACAAUCCCACUUUUCAUUGACCCACCUUUUGUUGUUGUUGUUGGUUGUUGUUGCUGUUGUUUAAUUAUUAUUAUUAACCUUAUUGUAUGGACCCAACCUCAGUCUCUCUGCCCAGUUUAAGAAUGGAUGGAAGGAAGGAAGGGAAGGGAUGAGAGAGUUUUGUGUUGUUGCUGUCAUUCUGUUUUGGUGAUCUGUCUUGCAUAUUUUGUGGGAAUUGAAAGGCAGUCCAUUUCUGUCACAGUUAGCUGUACAUCAUGUCAUAUGUUGGGUAUCGCUCAACUCUGGUAGCUGCUUUAAAGUCAUAAUGAGUUCCCAUCCAAUUGUAGAUUAAUAAUUUCAGGCAAAUAGGUAGAAACAUUUCAGAGGAAAGCCCUUUCAAAUGCAUAGCUAUGGUGGGGAAGAUGGGGGAGUGGGCAGUUGUAUUCUACAGAAUGAACAAUUAUUUUUAAAGCAAAACUCUUUUUUAUUUUAGGGAUUUAGGAGCACGAAUCAAAGUCAAUAUUCCAUGCAAAAUUACUUCCGUGGCUGAGCUAUGUCCAUGGCUUCUGUGUUUACUUCCCCUGUGGAAUGUAUACAAUAUGUAUGUUUAACACUGUACCACAUAACAAGAGUUUAGUUUCAUAAGUCUUGGGGCCUCCUGUGGUAAGUUUGAGGUUCUGUGAUGUUAUUUUACUUAACUUAUGAAGCACGUUUUUAGAAUUGCUGAUUUACUGUUAUUCCGUAAUUGUGUUGACUCACUGGCUUCUUAUAGACCUCCUAGUAUCCAUUCCUAGGUAGUUGCACCAUGUGCUUUUAGGAAACAGCAUUUACAAAUAACACUCUUUUACCUAGCUUCUAGGACAGUAGAUAUCCUAGGAGUAAAUACAAAUUCUGGAGUUUACUCAAGAAAUUCUGCUGCUGUUCUAAAAUAAUUUGUUUUUUAACAUUGCAAAUUUUAAAAUUGCAGAUGUGCUAGUAGCAAAGUGUUCUUUAAAACAUAUAUAUCAAAAACUGUCUCAUCUGAUCAUCUACAGGAUUAGCCUCUCAGCAGCAGCCUAAAGUAAGACUUACACCUCGGAAAACACUGGUGGUCAGUUUAUCAGCUGGCAUUAAUUAAUCAUCAGAGCUCCAUUGACUUCAAUGGAAUACUGUGAGCUACACCAGCUCAGGAUCUGGCCCUAGCUAGCCACCUCUCCAAUGAAUCCUUUGCUUUGUGAUUUGCUGAAUCAGUGACUACCUAGUAUCCUUAAUUCUUCUUUAUUUUUUGGAUAGAAGCCCUUGCAGAUCUUGAUGCACCCCCUCUGCUCUAGGAGAGUGUGAAAGCCAUGUGGAAAAACAAUUGCUAAUUUGAUUUGAUAUCACUUCACACUUUAGGAAAAUGGGUACAUGAGCUAGAGGCACUAAAGGUAGUUUGAUUUAGUAUUAUUGACACUUACUAAUUUCACUGCAGGAAGAAAAAAAAAAAAGCUGGUGUGAUCAGGCCAUUUAAGUACAGACCAAACAAGAACAAUGCAAACUCUUUUUUUCCUUUUCUUUUUCUGACAAUGCAAGACAGACGCCCCAGUCAAAAUCCUGUAGGUUGAGUUGAUUGCUCUACAGAAAGUAAGCUUAAACCCAGCAUGAAACCCAACCCUUUUUAUAUCAAUCAUUAUUGAAAGUGAACUGCAAAAACAGAGCUUUAACCUGGAAACGUUUGCACAAGUGCAUAGCCUUUUUGCACAUGGGGUACCUUCGUUGAGUUUAAUGAGAACUUUUCAUAUGAGUAAAGUUACUUAAGUGCAUACGCAAUUGAAGGAUGAGGCCAUAAUGAAUCCCCAUUUGCUCGUUUUGGUCUGUUUUUCUUAUCUUGCCAGACCUGCAACAUUAGAAAGUAGGAGCUGAGUGGUAUUGAUUGAAAUCUUUUUAUGGCGACACACUUGGCAGUUAGAAUCUGUGUUUAGAAAGGAUACAGUAGAUCAUGGCCAGAUUACCUGAUGACUGUUUCCCGGCACUGAAAUGCUAUUAAGUAGGAGCUGGUAAAGUUUAGCAGUAGCCUAUUAAUUAUAAUACAGUAUGGCUAGAAAUGUCCCCUUAUGUAAUGUGAGAGCUAUCAAGGAUGAGAAAGAAUGGACUUUGAAGAGACAGAUAAAAAGAGCUGGUUCCAACUUUGUCCUUGACGUCUUUUUUUUCCUUCCACCCUUAUUAACUUUGAUAUAGAUAAAGACUAGCUGCCCCUAUUUCUCUCAUUCUCUUGUGUCUGGCACAAUCAAAGUAGCUGAUACCCUGCUCAUGACCACUGAACUCUUUCUUUGACUCCAAGGGUAGUUAUUAAAGGGCAUACGUUCCCUUCUAUUAAUGGGAAAAAAAGGGAACUGCAAUUGCCAGGGGAUGUGGAAUAGGAUAGCAGUUCCUCCUCUGCCCCACCAUUGUUCUGUAGGGCUGAUUCUCUGUGGCUGUUGAGGUUGUGCACUAGGGACAGGAUUGGGAGAUGGCUGUAUUCUGUGACAUCUUCCCCAUGAAAACCCCUGAGGAUUACCUUGCUGGAGAUGGCAGUGAUCAAGUUAGCAUUGUGUCCUAUGGGUCCCCCCUUCACACUCUGAAAACCCCACUGUCUGGGCUGGGGGUGGAGGGGCACAGUUUGGGCACAACCACAAUGGCAUAGUUCCAGAAGCAGCCAUGUUCCCAUUGUGGAGAGGGAGGAAUAGGAAGCGGUGCAUUGACAAAGGGAUUACAUGUGGUUGUCCCCAUCCUUUGCCCAUAACCUAAGAUCCAUGUGAUUUCUCUCAUGACGUGACCUGUCCCUUGCCUCCUACGCAGAAGGCAAACCCCAUCCCCAAUGUGACAAUUGAGAUGUUCCCUGAAUGGUUUCCUGGCCCCAUGUGGAUUUUUCCUAGCUGUGGCAUGGCCUCCUUUCUUUUAAAAAGUGAUCGUGAAUUCUGCCCAACCAUGACAGCUGAUUGGAGAACAAUCUGUAAAAUAAAAAGUUCUCGAAGUCACUAGCCCCAUGCUGGGGGCGGUGUGGAGCAUGGAAAGGCAUUGAGAAAUGGCCUGCCUGAGCUGGCAAGAAUGGAGGAGCUCAAGCCCAUUGCUGCACCUCUAAGGGAGUGCAAACUGCUGUCGCUUCUGUAGGCAGGGUGACGGUGGACCCCUUGGGAUGGCUAGGACAAGGGCUUAGGAGUGUAAGGAAGGGAAAGGAAUGGGAAGAUCCCUUUGUGUACACACCCGGAGCUGGCCACAGUCUGACCCAGCAUGAGCUAGUACACUCAUUAAUUGAUGAUGCAUUCUCCUUUAGGGGAUGUUCUGUGGCUGUUGAGAAGGCCAGGCUCCACAGCCCAGUGUUUCUUUUGUCCCUUUCAGUGCCCUUAACCCUUUUUUCCCUUCUUUGAAGUCAAUGCAGUUUAUAUGGUGCUAUUCAAGAAUCACUUGGCAGGUCAGUGCAGCUCUGUGAGAUCAACCCCGAGUGCUGCCAUUUUAGAAGCUGUCGCAGGGAGAAGUGCAUAUUGGCAGGAAUGCCCCGUGACAUAGCACUAACCCCUCAUACCACAGAACAUCUUUGUCAUGCUGGGGUUGUGCAGGACUGUCAGAGGGACAGCAUGAUUUUAGUCAUCACCUUUUGAUAGCUGCAAUUCCUGUCUAGACCAAACAGUUCAAGUUUUGAGUAAAGGUUUGGGCUAAUUCUUAUUUUAGCAUAAUCAGCAAAUGCACGUCUCUGGGGGAUUACAGUGAAGAGAGCAGUUCACAGUCAAUAAUGUAGGCUCCAGUUCUGCAAGCUCACAUACCAAGGAGGACUCAAAGGAGAUUGCAGUGGGGUUCCAUAUGGACUUACGGGUCUGCCCACACAUCUGAGCCUGCAGGAUUGGGACCUCAGAUGAUGAAUUUUUCUCUUUUGCUGUUUGCGGAUUUCUAAGAGCAGCUAUUGACCUUAUCAAAUUCAUUGGUUAUUCAAAAUUAUUUACUACGAAAUUUCAGCAGAUAAGUCUUUGUCUGGGGAUUGUCCACUAGCAGAGAAGUUUGCUCCAAGUAUUUGCUAUUGUUCACUAGCCGUUUGUUCAAAGUACGUGCUAAAACCUGGCUAGUUUUGGGUAGACACGCAGGAUGUUUGUAAGUCUUUGGACUCAAAACUCGAUUCCAAUACUUGUGUUUAAAAAUUCAGAAUUUGCUUUCAGUGAGCAUUUCCCAUAUUUGCUUACAAACUGCUUUUUCCUCAAAUGUCCCUGCCAAUAAACUCUUUACCUAGAUUUUCUAAGGGGGAAAAGAGCCAGGUUCAGACUUGCUCUAAACAGGUGCAAGUUCUGGUCUUGAUAUGACCCAUGGCUGGAUGCUCAGAGCUUUAGUUAUGUUUCCGUCCAUCGUUAUGGAUAAUGAGUUUUACUGCCAAAGCCCUUUUCAUUGAGUUAGGAAUCCACAACUAAAUAUAUAGGAUUUUUGUAUAAAACCAGCUCUUUACAUGUACUUAAGGAGAUUAAACCAAUUGCAUUCUCCUUAAAAAGUGCUUCCAUCGAUGAAAGAAGAUGUCUCCGCAUUAACCUGUAUUGGGCUCUACUUAGAGAAUCUGUUUUUGUAAAUCUCCCUGACUCUUACCUGCAGUAUUAGCCUCUCUAACUUUAGGGCACCAGUCACAGAGUUCAUACACCACCAAGUACAGAAAUUCAACAUUUGUCUAACUCUCCAAAUUGCUGUUUUAAACAUGUGCUUUUCAGGGUAGGGGCUAGAAUGCUCAUUGCUUUGCAGGAUCCAGUCUGAAUGAAAUUCAGUCCUUUGAAAGUGGGCUUUUGUAGGACUUAAGGGGCUGGCCUUCUGCACUUUUCUUAUAGAUGCCAAGGGAAAAAAAAAGAGGCCACAAAAGAACAAACUGCUUCUAAUUCCAAAAAGUGAUUUAUUCCAGUUGUACCUAACAGAAGAUUUGCAAGGUGAACUAAGGGCCUGAGUGGCAAUUAUAAGGUUCCAUAGUUAGUUAACUUCCUUUUACCUCGCUACUUUGAAGCAACUAUUUCUUGUAAUUUCAUUAAGAUCUUCAGAAAGAAGAAGGGUAAUAUUGUUAGCAGAGUAGGCAAUAUAGCAGACUCUUGCAAAAGUGGCUGUUUUAGUUGGCUUUUAUCUUCUUUUUUUUAAAGUUUAACAUCCAUGAUGAUAUGCUGCAUAGAGCAUCUGGAGAUUUAUGAUUCUGAAAUAGUAUAUACACUGUAUCAUGUCAUGAAAUAAGUUUUGUAUAUGUGCCUUUUUCAAAUGCAUUGUGAAAGCCGCUAUUUCAUACCAUACCUUUCACAAUGCAUUUCAAAGAAACACUAAUGGUACAGAGUGGGACAGAGGAAGCUGGGAUUUCCCCUUGAGUAGGAAAAUCCCUAAGUGGUGUAGCUGGCUCUAUACUACCUGGUCUUGGGAAAGAGAAGGGGUGUGGAAUUGUCCAGGGCACAGCGUGGUCCAGUAAUCCCCAGCUGGCAGGCAGCACGUGGAUAAUGGCAUAGUUUAGAAACAGUUCUGACGCUGCUCUAAACAAUGCCAGGGGCUCAAAAAGCUCCUGCCUGCCCCUUGAACCUAAGGGGUUUGGGGCAGAAAGUUGGUGUAAGACCACCUUCCUCCUUUCUCUGCACCCCACUGCACCAAGGCUGCAGACUUGAGAAUCUAACCCUCUGUGUAUUUUAGUGCUGUAUUGCGCAGCAUCAAACAGCAUGAUGGAACAAGAAUAUAUUUUAAAGUAGUGUAUCAUUGCAAAAGUUUGCUUAGCUUAAAAAAAAAUAAUACAAAAAAUGGGAGGUGGAAGCUUGCGCACUACGGUACCACUGCUAUGCCGAUUGUUCAGAUAAGAUGAGAGAGGAAAACAAAACUCAUCUGUGAAAGGCAUUAGGAAAUGUGAUUUGUUUCUCAAGCCAGACGGAGCUGUGUGUCAUAUUAGGGGUUGUAUUAGCAGAAUACUUUGGUGAAAAAUUCAGUAUUUUUUGGUACUUGCCUUAUGGGACUGGUGACCUAGUUUUUGACCCAUUCCUGUUACUUUCCCAACACUUGACCCUGCAUUGCUAUAGGGUUGGAUCCUAGUUCCAGCACACAGCCUGAAUAACUGAAGUGUGCCACAGAGAUCAGUAGGGCAGCAGCCCUUCCAUCAGACCAUAGGGCUUUCCAUAGCUGCGAUGGUAGCCUCGGAGAUCUGCAGCCCCUACCUACAUCCCUGCUCCAAAGGGCUGGCAGUUCCUAUUGGAAAUGUGUAGACACUGAUCUGCUGAUCUACCCUGGCUCUGCCCCAAAUCUCUCUGUGUGCUUGGACAUAAGCAGGCCCCACACAGAAUAAAUACAGAGGUUCCCCUGUGGUCAGGACCCUCCAUGCUCACAGUGGCUGGGUGGGAGAUAGAUAGAAGAGUUUGACCCAUAGCAAAUAUUUGACCUCUCCUGGAAUGUAAAAUAGAGCCCUUGCAUCCCAUCAGGAACUUUCCUGUAGUACUUUAUAAAAGAAUAUUACUUGGUGUCAUCUGAGCUUCAUGCAGGACUUACAUGAUGCAUUCCUGGGAGGAUAUGAUUUCUUUUCCAAUAUUAAUCACUUAGAAUAUGAAACGAGCACAAUAGGCUCAUGAGUUGGUAAUCUGCUAACUUUCCUCCACGCCGCUUUAUUAACACUAGGCCAGCGUAACAAUAACAUGAUACCUCUAUAAAUGGCUAAAUUGCUAAACCUUUCACUUGGUAUUCAUGGAAACGUGUGUUCCCGCCUACGACCGUUCACUCACAGUCUUACAGGGUGGAGAGGAUUAAUCUCACACAGGCAUUCCAUUUGGGAAUAAAUUCAUCAUUCUCUAUCCUUAUAUGGGAGCUUUUCCCUUUCAUACAUACCAUAGAACCUAGCUAAUCUGCAUACAAAAAGACUUUCUCUCUCAACAAAAAUGUAAUAGUAGGUUGCUGCAGUGAAGUCUAUCAUUACUCAAGUCUUCAAUAUUUUUACAAAAAAAAUACUAUGCUAUAUUUACUAGCACGUUCUGAAAUAUUAUGAAGUCCAAGUAAAUGACAGCUGUCAAGUUAAAUGCUCAAAGCAUGUUCUGAGGUGCUUUGGCUUUUUUUUUUUUUUUUUUUUUUUUAAAUCAUAUUUGCUCACUUAGGGCCUAAUCCAAAACUCAUUGGGUAUGUCUACACUGCAAUGUAAGCCCAGGGUUAGUAGAAUUUGAGUUAGCAGACUCUGGAUUUAUUAACCUAGGGCUUGAGUGUCUACAAGCAUUUGUAACACCAAGUUAGAAAUGGUUGAACUCUGGGUCCCAAUCUGGGGCUCCAGAAUCUACAUUGCAUUAUGCAGGCUCAUGUCCAACCACCAAUAUCCCAGACUGGAGGCAUCCUCCCAAAAUGUGGCUGCUGUACCCCUUUGUUCGUGGUGCAGUGUGGAAAAACUUGUCUGUCUACCAGACUUAACUGGCCAAAGGACAAAGAAAGUUGGCCCAUGGGAUUGUGGAAUAUUUUGGUAUAUUCCCAGAGCAUGAGUCCAGUGGAGCUGCAUCUACACUACAAAGCAAUAGGGCUUGAAGCCUGUUGAUUCAGGCUUGGACCCUCCACCCCUACAGGGUUCUAGGACCCUGAGUUUGAGCCCAGGGUUAGCACAGUUUGUGUGUAGACAGAAGUGGGGGUGGCUUGAGCCUGAAUUCAAACCCUGGGUUCGCACUGCAUUGUGGAUGUACCCAUUGAAGGACUCCUUUUGACUCCAGUGGGCUUUGGAUGAAGCCCAUAUGCCUCAGUCCAACAAAACAUGUCAUCACAUGCUUAACCUGAGCAAUCCCACUCAAGUCAAUAGGCCAACUUGUUAAGGACUAAAGUUAUGCAUGUGCUUAAUUUCUUUUAUUGGAUCAGAGCCUUAUUUGCUAACUUGUAAAGUUCAAUCUCUCUCAUUGGGUCUCAGUCACUAGUACAAAUUAGUGAGGUUCUACGGUAAGUAUGUAUUCAUUUAAAUUUGUGUCCUAGACUUCACCUCAUCCAUGAAUGACUAGUAGGCUGUACUUUUCAUUGUGAAUCCAAUGUAAAAUACGUAUGCCCCGGCAAAAGCAGAAUCAAGAGCAUGACUCCAUAGUGGGCACUAAGGAACCGUUUUGCAGGGAAUUGGGCCAUUUAGUUUUACCUCAAGUGACAUGGAGUAAGAAAAGCUUUGUGAAGGGGCAGAGGUUACUGAAUCCCCUACUAUGCACUUACUGAGAUUUGACAUUACUUACUGGAAAUGGAUGUUCAUUUCUGAACACACUGUAACAAGGGAAGGACUUUGGGUUAUUUUUGUAGUAGUUCAAACUUCUGAAACUGUGAUCAAUUAUUUGACUAAUUGUCAAGCAUUCUCAGAGCUUGAACAUCUUCACUUCCUGUUUCAUGUAGCAAAGUUUUCUUUAUUGCUUUCUCUUUCUCUCUUCCCCUCCUCCUCCUUCUCUUAGCUUAAAGACGGGGGCAGCUCUUAUCUCCCAUAGCUUUGGGCUGUCUAGUUUAUUAUUAUUUUUUCUGUUUGUUUGUUGGCUGUACAGGCUGUUUACAUAUUUUUGUACUCAAGUGUAGUUUUAUAUUAAAAACAGAGGGGAAAAAAGGAAAAAAAAAUUGAUUUGAGAAAAAAUAUUAAGGGACAUAAUCUUUGUAACACUUUCAAAACUAGGGUACCUAAAGAGAUGACUCCACAGCUAUGUACUUGUAAUACUGUAUAUUUGCCUUCCUUUUUAGUCAGUUUUAUUUUCGGGUUGUAA
Malaclemys terrapin pileata is the source of this 10456-nucleotide messenger RNA. It is a transcript of the gene IKZF2, whose product is annotated as IKAROS family zinc finger 2. Gene Ontology annotation, biological process: regulation of transcription by RNA polymerase II. The record is from RefSeq and is a predicted model, not a curated record. The transcript is spliced from 8 exons. NCBI's taxonomy places the organism in Eukaryota, Metazoa, Chordata, Testudines, Emydidae. Bases 173 to 1753 code for a protein of 526 amino acids. Gene Ontology annotation, molecular function: DNA-binding transcription factor activity; RNA polymerase II cis-regulatory region sequence-specific DNA binding.